This is a messenger RNA of Drosophila innubila, 704 nucleotides long. RefSeq names its product DNA-directed RNA polymerases I, II, and III subunit RPABC3 (gene Rpb8). The record is from RefSeq and is a predicted model, not a curated record. The transcript is spliced from 2 exons. Gene Ontology annotation, molecular function: DNA-directed RNA polymerase activity. NCBI's taxonomy places the organism in Eukaryota, Metazoa, Arthropoda, Insecta, Diptera, Drosophilidae. Gene Ontology annotation, biological process: DNA-templated transcription. Bases 222 to 671 code for a protein of 149 amino acids. Gene Ontology annotation, cellular component: RNA polymerase II, core complex; RNA polymerase III complex; RNA polymerase I complex.
UUUCCAGCCCUGGUUAUUGCCGAAAGAAACGCACGCUAAACUAAAAAUAUUUACAAGUGCCGGAAAAGAUAAUAAUAACGCUAUUAAUUGAAUAAAAUAAAUAAUUUAAAUUAAACUCAGCAGUAUAGCUACAGUAAUUAAGUUAGUAACUGCUAGCUUUCGAUCCCUGAGAACUUAACAACUAUAAUAUAUCGACAGCGUGGAAUUGAACACAAGUUGAAAUGGCUGGCGUGCUAUUUGAGGAUAUAUUCAACGUUAAGGAUAUGGAUCCUGAGGGCAAAAAAUUCGACCGUGUCUCCCGCCUGCACUGCGAAUCUGAAUCAUUCAAAAUGGACCUUAUACUGGACAUAAACUCGUGGCUUUAUCCAAUGGAGUUGGGCGACAAAUUCCGUUUGGUGCUGGCCACAACGCUGCGCGAAGACGGCUGCCCGGACAGUGGCGAAUACAAUCCCAUGGAGCACGAAGGCACACGUGCCGACAGCUUCGAGUAUGUGAUGUUCGGCAAAAUCUACCGUAUCGAGGGUGAUGAAGCGCACAACGAAUCUUCCCGUCUGUCAGCGUAUGUUUCAUUUGGUGGCCUGCUGAUGCGUCUGCAGGGUGAUGCUAACAAUCUGCAUGGUUUUGAAGUGGACCAACACAUGUACUUGCUAAUGAAGCGACUAGCGUUUUAAAUUUGUUUAUAAUAAAUCCAUUAUAUUUGUAAA